Molecule: messenger RNA, 798 nt
Organism: Hydatigera taeniaeformis
Lineage: Eukaryota; Metazoa; Platyhelminthes; Cestoda; Cyclophyllidea; Taeniidae
Source: the annotation of a GenBank genome assembly
AUGGCCGAAACCGCUGGGGAUGUACAAACCGAUCCUCUCCUUGAUGUCGUUGAUGAAAAAUGUGAUGAUAUUGAGGACUUAACUGAACACUUUUAUGACACAUGCUCCCUUGACUCUCCAAAUAAAUUAGGGGAGCCUGUGCCUUCAGACAUACAAAAUGAUUCUUUGGAGUUUUACGAUCCAAACGCAGAAUGCGACGAGAAGGACUUUUUGAAAGUUCAAAUGGAUGCAGAGAACGCCUUGUCAGAUGAAGAGUUGGAGAAUCGUAAAAUUAAAGCUAUUAGCUUAAAGGAGGAUGGCAACUCAAAAAUUCGGGAAAAUUUGUACCAAGAUGCUCUUUUGUUGUACACAUCUGCACUGCGUACUUGUCCUCUGAAGUUCUCUGAUGAACGAGCUAAGAUCUACUCAAAUCGAGCCCUUUGCCAUUCUCGCCUUGGUUCUUCCGAUGCUGCUCUAGCAGACUGUGAUGAAGCCCUAAAACUGAAUCCAGAUUAUCUUCGAUGCCUAAUCCGUCGAGCUGACUUCAGAGAAUCAGCUGACCGCCUAACGGAAGCAUUGGAAGAUUAUCAGCACGUUUUGAAACUUGAUCCCUCUAACGCUAAGGCUCGUGCUGCUUGUGCUAUUUUACCGGAGAAGAUAAACGCUCAGCAGGAAAAACUGAAGACUGAGAUGCUUUCUCAGUUAAAACAACUGGGAAACCUUGUUUUGAAGCCUUUUGGUCUUUCCACCGACAACUUUAAGCUGACAAAAGACCCAAACAGUGGUGGUUACUCGGUUAGUUUUCAGCAGUCCACAUGA